CUUCGUCGCGGCUUCUGUGCUCCCGCUCACCAUGUACCGCUCACUCCGGCCCCUUCAGCGCCUGGGCAGCACGCGGGGGCUCCUCGCGCUCCAGCCGCCGCGCGCCGCUCUCCUGUGCCAGCCUCAGCAGCUGCCGCCGCGCGCCGCCGGGAUGGCUAGUCAAGACUCUUUUAGAAUAGAAUAUGAUACCUUUGGCGAAUUAAAGGUCCCAAAUGACAAGUAUUACGGUGCCCAGACUGUGAGAUCUACAAUGAACUUUAAGAUAGGUGGUGUUAGCGAGAGGAUGCCAGUUCAAGUUAUAAGAGCUUUUGGCAUCUUGAAACGAGCAGCUGCUGAAGUAAAUCAGGAUUAUGGUCUUGAUCCGAAGAUUGCUAAUGCCAUUAUAAAGGCAGCAGAUGAGGUAUCUGAAGGUAAAUUAAAUGAUCACUUUCCUUUGGUGGUGUGGCAAACUGGAUCUGGAACACAGACCAACAUGAAUGUAAACGAAGUCAUAAGCAAUAGAGCCAUUGAAAUAAUGGGAGGUAAACUUGGAAGCAAGGAUCCAGUGCAUCCUAAUGAUCAUGUUAAUAAAAGCCAGAGCUCAAAUGAUACGUUCCCAACAGCAAUGCAUAUUGCUGCUGCACAAGAAGUUAAUGAAGUGUUGUUACCUGGACUACAGAAGCUACAAGAUGCACUUGAAGCAAAAUCCAAAGAAUUUUCCCAAAUCAUAAAAAUAGGGCGCACUCAUACACAGGAUGCUGUUCCACUUACUCUUGGGCAGGAAUUCAGUGCUUAUGUGCAACAAAUUAAAUAUGGUGUGGCUAGGAUUAAAUCAGCCAUGCCAAGAGUCUAUGAGCUGGCAGCUGGUGGCACUGCAGUUGGUACAGGAUUAAAUACCAGGAUUGGUUUUGCUGAGAAGGUUGCUGCUAAAGUGUCCUCACUGACAGGCUUGCCUUUCAUCACUGCUCCAAAUAAAUUUGAAGCUCUUGCUGCUCACGAUGCUCUAGUUGAACUCAGUGGGGCAAUGAACACUGUGGCUUGCAGUCUGAUGAAGAUAGCUAAUGAUAUUCGUUUCUUGGGUUCUGGACCACGGUCUGGUCUAGGGGAACUCAUCCUGCCUGAAAAUGAACCUGGAAGCAGCAUCAUGCCAGGAAAAGUAAACCCUACCCAGUGUGAGGCUGUAACCAUGGUGGCAGCUCAAGUGAUGGGAAAUCAUGUUGCUGUUACAGUGGGAGGCAGCAAUGGACAUUUUGAAUUGAAUGUUUUCAAGCCCAUGAUUAUUAAAAAUGUAUUAAACUCUGCAAGGCUCCUUGGAGAUGUCUCUGUUUCCUUCACUGACAACUGUGUGGUCGGAAUCCAAGCCAACACGGAGAGGAUCAACAAACUAAUGAACGAAUCUUUGAUGUUGGUGACAGCGCUUAAUCCCCACAUAGGAUAUGACAAGGCUGCCAAGAUUGCCAAAACAGCACACAAAGAAGGGACAACACUAAAAGAAGCAGCUAUUAAGCUUGGAUUCCUUACAUCAGAACAAUUUGAUCAGUGGGUGAAGCCUAAAGAUAUGCUAGGUCCCCAGUAAUUUUAACAAGUGUACUUAACAGGAAAAAAAUUAAAUUGUAUAAAACAAAAUAUUUUGCAGCUCACUUUGUUUUUCAUGGCCACUUAUAUCAUGACUGAAGUGCUUUUCCAUAUGGGUCAUAAGGUUAUAUUAGGAAAUUGUUCUAAUAUAAUAUUUGCAAAUAUAAUAAAUAUUCCAAAAAGAUUGAUUCAUCCAACUGCAUCUCAUUGCCAGAGAUACCUCAUUAUUUAUGUAGUUUAGAUGCAUGUCCUCAAAAAUAAUUGUAUACUUGAAAGGAUGGUGCUACCAGAGCAAUAUCUAUACAAUUGACUCCAUGUAAAAAAAGACAAUGUGUCUUUUAUUAUUGAAACAAAACAUAAAGAAAUACUGUAAAUUACUUCCUUUAUAGAUCAUUUGAUUAGCUAAUUUAAAGUAUAGGAGCCUUCCAGUACUGGAUUGCCUGCUUUAAACCAAAAGGUAAGUUUUGUUCAAGAAUAAAGAUGAAUAACUAAUUU
Molecule: messenger RNA, 2049 nt
Organism: Mauremys mutica (yellowpond turtle)
Lineage: Eukaryota; Metazoa; Chordata; Testudines; Geoemydidae
Gene: FH
Product: fumarate hydratase
Exons: 10
Coding region: 32-1555 (507 amino acids)
Biological process (GO): tricarboxylic acid cycle; fumarate metabolic process; malate metabolic process
Cellular component (GO): mitochondrion; tricarboxylic acid cycle heteromeric enzyme complex
Molecular function (GO): fumarate hydratase activity
Source: RefSeq, a predicted model, not a curated record